Molecule: messenger RNA, 483 nt
Organism: Spodoptera littoralis (African cotton leafworm)
Lineage: Eukaryota; Metazoa; Arthropoda; Insecta; Lepidoptera; Noctuidae
Source: the annotation of a GenBank genome assembly
AUGAUGUCUGGUCUCGUGAGGAGUAUGAGUGCUACGACGGUGACACUGGUGUUCUGUUGCUGGGCGCUGAUGUGCACGGGUGCUUCUCUGACGGGACGCUGCAAGGUCAAACGUCACACGCACAAGGCUAUGCAGACAGACCUCAAUGGAAGACGGUGCUGGGAUGAUGUCAAGAUCACUGGCUGUGGAGGAUACUGUCUUUCUUAUGAGAUUUCCGACUGGCAGUUUCCGUACAAACAGUCCCAUCACCCUGUGUGCGUGCAUGGGGACCGUAAGCACGCUUCAGUGAAACUGCGUCACUGCGACCCCGGGGUACAACCCGGUACUGAUAUUUACCACUACGUUGAAGCUACCUCCUGCAGAUGUCAGGCAUGUUCAUCGGAGGAUACUAGUUGCGAGUGGCUACCCCCUGACUCUUCACUUCUUGGAGGACUAGUUCUCAGGGAGGAAAUAGAAGAAGAGUUGGAACAAAAUAGUUUUUAA